CAGGUGUGUGCGUGCGGACAGGACUUAGGAGGCGGGGCAUGUGGGCUACCUGCAGCAGGUAGUUUCGGGUUUCCUGCAGCUCGUUUCUCCCUGCUGUUCAGUGAGGAUGGUUCUCUGCUGCUGAUCCGGACUUCUGCUGAGACCUCCUCAGAUGUCCUCAGACGGACAGUUUUCCCAAACUGAACUCAUCAAGCAGCAGGUAGAUUAAAGGGUGAUGCAAUGAUGCCUGGACUAAACCCUCCUUCCUCGGAACGCCACGGAUACACUCUCUGCAGCCUUGAUAACGGCAACGUUGAACAUGGAGAGGAAGCCAUGGAUCCAGAGCUGCUUCUGGAUCUGAUCCAGCACCCUUUUAUUUCCAGUUCUUCUCCAUUGGAGGACAAGAUGUAUCGAAUGGACAGCAGCUGGAACCAAGAUGGAGACCAGCUGAGAUGUGGGCCGCUGGAAAGAAAAUGGGUUCUCUGGCACGAGUUUAUGAAGGAACAUGCCCACCUAGAUGCCUGGCUGCGAUUGGCUGAGCAGGCCCUCAUCACUUUCAACCUUGCCAAUAUAACCUACAGUACCUCCAAAGAGGAGCUGAGGAAGUUUGAGAGGUUGCGGUGUGAGGCUGGAUCUCAGCUCAUCCAGCUGGACAGCCUGACCCGAAGGAACCGCACCUUGACCCGGCUCUUUCAGGGCACCAUGCAGGCUCGGCUGCAGGGGUCGGCUCAGGAAUGUGGCCAACGAUUGGACGUUGUGAACUCCAAACUGGAAACGAUUGCAGGACAACUGCAGCUCUUUGUCUCAGAGUGGGAGGAGUUUGAAGCAGAGAGGGAGGAGCUUGCGCUCUGGUUGGCUGACUUGGAUGCUCAUCUAACACAGAUAGAUCACAUGACUGGCAACAACUGCGAGAAGCUGAGACAGCUUCAGUCCUUCCAGCAGUCUGUGUGCGAGAACUCGGGUCGUGUGAACGACCUGCUGCAGCGCGGUGAGGAGCUCAUCCAGCGCAGCGAGUCGGCUGAUGCUCAGCAUGUGGAGAGCCGCCUGCUGGAGCUGCUGCGUCGCUGCAGCCACGUCUACAACAACAUCGCACGGACACACACUCGGCUCCUCAGCAUGAGACUGGUCUUUGAAGAUGACUGGAUGCUGUCCCAGGCUAGAGAUUCCGGGUGUCCCUCAGAAUCUGUGCAUGAAGACAGAGUUUUGGAGAAAUACGACCUGGACCUCCCUUCAGUUUCAUCCCAUCUCAGAGAUUUCAGACAGUCAGUGAAUCCAGCACCAACCCUCCUCUCCCAUCGACCCUCACCACCUCCGCCCUCUCCUUCCCAUGACAACAUGGGACUGGAGUGGGACCCCUCGGUGGACAUUGGCCGCUCGGUCUCUCAUGAUGAUGCAGACUCUUCGUACUUCAGUGCCUGCACAGGUGUGUGUCAAAGAGAGGGAACCAAGAGGUGGAGCUACCUCAGCUCCUUUGACUCUCGCUCUGACAUCAGCACUGACAUCACAAACCAGGAAGCAGCUCUGGGUCCACAGGACGGGCUGGACCAAACAGAACCUGGUUUGUUCUCACCUGUCAUCACCAGUCGGGAAGAGGACCAAUGGAACACCUCAACUCCUGAAGAAGACGCGAACGAGCCAAUGAGGUUUGACGGAGGGCGUGUCAAGGCGUGGCUGAGGGUCCAGAGCUCCGCCCCUUCACAGAACACUGCUUCCUGUUCCAGAGCAGCGCAGACCGAUGGAGACGUGAAGUACCAUGAGGACGGACUCCACAGUGAUGUAGUGAACCAGUCAUAUCUUCAUCCCAACAGUCGGCGUUGUCAUGAAAACGCACAGCAUCCUCUUCCUGUCCCGUCUGAAUUAUCCCUGGACCUGGAAGGAAAAGCUUUUGCUGAUUACGUGACACAGCUUCAGAAGUCAGUUGUGCAGGAUGAAGAUGAGUUGUCCUGCUGUGAAGAAACGGAGUUGCUUCUCUCUGAGCAGAGUCACACCUCUGACAGCGGACCCUCCUCCUCCUCUUCAUCAGCGCUCCUCUACCUGCUGCUGGCUGUGGUACUUGCUCUUCUGGCCAGCCUGAUCUGGGUUGCCAUGGAGCCUCCGUGUCACCGUAGCAACAGGAUGCCACGGUCCCUCCACCUGACUCUUAACUACGUCAACGGACCACCGCCGACCUGAAGCCCAGUCAGGUGUUCUCCAGGUCAAAGGUCAUCUCUCCGGAUCAGACAGGAGGUCUUAAACUGAAAACCACUCAGCUGGGUUCCUCUUCAUCAGUCAGAUUCAACAUCUCAACAAGUUCUCCUUCUGAUGAUCCAUUCCGAUCCGUACAAAACUAAACUCUUUCCUUUUAGUUUCCAGCAGUUUGUGUUUGAUCUUCACAAAGCGGCGUCGGUCCGGCUCGUUAAUUUCUGAUUUAGAUGCAACUUUUCUGCCGCUUUCCUGUUGCAGUUUGAACCCAAAGAUCCAAACUUGGCAGCUGAAACAUGUUUCAUCACACUUUUACAAAAUAGCUGCACCUGCAAGAUGAUUUCAUCUCGGAUCAUGUGGUUCUUCACGUCUGCAGGUUCCUGAAUAAGAUCUCCAUCAUGACCACGUUUCUGUACUCUUUAACUGAGCCACAUUUAAAAACAGUGAGCUGGAUUUUACAGAUGUCCAGUAGGGAAAAUCUGCCUCAAAGCUUCAUGGAACAAAUCGCAGAGGGAAGAUAGCUGAGUCAGUGUGUAUGGAAGGAACCCGAUGUCCUGCAGGAUCUGAGUCCAUUUAUGUCUUCAGGGAAAAACAUCUGAAUCCAUGUUUUUCUCCAUCACCCAGACAGAGAAAACUUUCAGGCGUUGAUCCGCACGGUCUGUAGGUUCAGAAUAAUUAAAUAUUCUUUAAUAUUGUUCUCCUGUAAUGCAGCUGAAGCUGCUGUCUGAAAUUUAGGACGGAGGGGGUUAAAAGUUGAGUUUUAGAGACAUCCCUAAAACCGUGACUGCUUUGGUCUUUCGACUGAACACGGAAGUCUUUCAGGUUCUGAGUGACCCAGUUUGAAUAUAUAACCAUUCUUUCUGGUCCCUUUUCAUGAAGAUAUUUACCUUCUGAGCUAACAUUAAUGUAAAAAUGCAGCAAAUGGAAGUAUUUUGUAUUGAAUCGCUAAUUGUUGAGUCAUGAUGAAGGUUUGAUGAUUGAUGUUAAAGCGGGUAGUUGAGCAGCAGAUCGGUCCGCAGAGACCGGAGACUUGAGCCGCUGAAAGCUUUUAAACCCGGACGUGUUCGUUCGGAUCUUUUGGCUCUGAAUCCGAUGGGAUGUGAAUCGGAAACAUGAAUUCCUGAUUGUUUUUCUUCCUGCGAGUUUUCCAACUGUGCCUUUAAACCCUCCCUGUGUUGUUGAAGGUAUCUCUGAAACGGAUCUAAUUGUUGGAAAUUUCUGUUUCAGUGUUUUCAUUUAUGUUUUCUUUCCUUUUUUUCUCAAAUCUGACUGUUUGAAUUUGAAAUAUUCCAAGAAUUGAAUUUGUCUCAGGGAAAGAUCUCCGUCCAGAUUCCCAAAAAAAGUCAAUUUCAGGAAGAUUCAAAUAUUUACUAAAGAUGAAUAAAAAUUGUGAUUUUUUCUUUUUUUUUAAACCAUUGAAACAUUUUGAA
Messenger RNA from Girardinichthys multiradiatus, 3590 nucleotides. RefSeq lists its product as uncharacterized. The coding region runs from base 220 to 2151 and encodes 643 amino acids. Gene Ontology annotation, molecular function: protein binding. NCBI's taxonomy places the organism in Eukaryota, Metazoa, Chordata, Actinopteri, Cyprinodontiformes, Goodeidae. The record is from RefSeq and is a predicted model, not a curated record. Gene Ontology annotation, cellular component: meiotic nuclear membrane microtubule tethering complex; nuclear envelope; membrane. The transcript has 13 exons.